AUGGGAGCCAAUGUGUCCAGUUACCCACAUUCAUGCUCCUCACGCUUUGCUGGAAACUCACAGGCUCAGCAGACCUUUAUUGGAACAUCUUUGUACUCACAGCAGAGCUACACGUGGGAGCCAAAGCUCUACAGCCUGGAGCAUGGCGGUCACGAGCGGCCUCCAGAGCGGAAGAAAAGGACCUCAGGCCUGGCCACGCUCAAGCGGCGCUUCAUUCGACGCCGCAGAGCGAGCCGUUCAGCUGACCAUGCUCGGCACAUGCGUGAGCUGCUCUCUGGCUGGCACGUAUGUGACGCCAAUGCCCUGGUGGAGGAGUAUGCGGGCACAGCUGCCCUCAAAGAGCUAAGCCUGGCUGCGAGCCUGGCCCGACCUGAGGCUGCCACACUGCGGUCCUGCAUGACCGCUUUAUUUCAGCAUAAGCACUGCGCAGAUGUCGACCUGCUCUUCCAGGAUGCCUGCUUCCCUGCCCACCGUGCCAUCCUGGCUACCCGUUGUCCUUUUUUUAAGAGGUUGUUUUCAACCCCUGCUCCAGUGAAUUCAGGUUAUACUGGGGCAGAGGUGCUGCUGGAUGUUGGCAUAGCAGGAAUAGAUGUUCCAUUGUUCUCAGCCCUGUUGCACUUCCUUUACACCGGCGAUCUUAGAGGUUCCAGCAGAGAGGCGGAAACAAGGUUGAGGAAUGUGGAAGUUUUGAGGCAGCUAAGUGAGGAGUUUGGCAUGCCUAACUUUCUGGAGGAAGACAUGAAGGCUCUGUUUAACUCCAUGUGCUACUACGACUCUGUGCUCAGCUUCAGCGUCGAGCCUGAACGCGUAGAUGCUUAUGAUUCAGUUGGAGGGAUAAGUGGUGGAGGGAUUGCAGAAGUUAGCCUCAUGAAAAGCGACCAUUCGACAUCCCCAAAGGAGGACCUAAGAGCCCACAAGGCUGUGCUCUCGGCACGCUCUCCUUUUUUCCGGAACCUUCUGCAGAGACGCGUUCGCACCGGUGAGGAACUGACAGAGCGGACACUGCAGACACCUACCCUCAUUGUGUUGGAUGAGUCCAUUAUUCCACGGAAGUAUGCCCGGGUUAUUUUGCACUGCAUGUACACGGAUGUUGUGGACCUGUCGCUGGUGAUGCGUGGCAGCCCCUCGGUGGGCAGCCUUAGUGAAGCUCAGGUCCUGGGGACGAGCACCUCAGUAGGCAAGGGCGGGGUAUCUACACGCACUGAGGAGGCCAUGGAGCUCUAUCACAUCUCCCUGUUUCUGGAAUUCGGCAUGCUGGCUCAAGGCUGUGAGGAUAUCAUAGUAGAGAACAUCUCGCUGGAGUCUCUGGUUUCGAUUCUGAAGUGGAGCUCUCAGCCUUAUGGCUCCAAAUGGGUCCACAGACAGGCCUUGCAUUUUCUGCGUGAGGAGUUUAGCCAGGUAAUGACGUCUGACGUGCUCUAUGAGCUCACCAAGGAUCAGCUGCUCACAGCCAUUCAGUCUGACUACCUGCAGGCGAGUGAGCAGGACAUUUUGAAGUAUGUGAUUAAGUGGGGUGAGCACCAGCUCAUUAGGAGGAUGGCUGACCGAGAACCGAACCUGCUGAGUGGAACUGCUCACAGUGUCAAUAAACGUGGUGUGAAGAGAAGAGAUCUGGAUAUAGAGGAACUAAAGGAAAUUCUGUCUCCUCUGCUGCCUUACGUCCGCAUGGAGCACAUUCUCCCAGCGAAUAGUGAUGUUCUCUCUGAUGCUAUGAAACGAGGUUUGAUCAGCACUCCUCCAUCAGACAUGCUGCCCACAUCGGUGGGGGGCAAAUCAAACGCCUGGCUCAGACAGAAGAACACGGGCAUCUAUGUGCGCCCCCGUCUCUUCUCUCCCUAUGUAGAGGAGGCAAAGUCUGUCCUUGAUGAGAUGAUGGUGGAGCAAACAGAUUUGGUACGCCUGAGAAUGGUGCGCAUGUCUAACGUGCCUGAUACCCUGUACAUGGUCAACAACGCUGUGCCGCAGUGCUGUCAUGUCAUAAACCAUCAGCAAAUCACUGGCAACCAGACCACAGCCCCUUCGGUUGUUGCCAAUGAUAUACCAGUGCCCAGGUUGGAAGUAGUUAAACAGAUGAUUGGUAGGCUGCAGGAGCUCCGGCACACAGAUCAGGUUCAGAGAGCUUAUGCACUGAAUUGUGGAGAAGGAGCCACGGUAAGCUACGAGCUUCAGCUUCGUGUUCUCCGAGAAUUUGGCCUGUCUGAUGGAGCCACAGAGCUGCUGCAGAACCCACACAAGUUCUUCCCAGAGGAGCGUUUUGGGGAUGAGAGUCCUCUUAGUCUGAGAGCAGCUGGUCGAUGCAGAGUGAACAGCUCCCCUGCUAUGGACUCUAUGUUCACAGAAGCGGACACGCUCGGGGGUCUAAACCCCCCUCUUCCUCCUCCACCUCCUCCGUAUCAUGCCAUGCCUGCUCACGCCCAGUACAGAGGAGGCUGGAGCACCGUAAUGGCACUACCACCGCCCUCACGCUCCUUUUCUUACCCUUGUAACCACACGCUCCAGCCAAGAGACUUGUCCAUGCCUCAACCCAGCACCCAGGUGUACCAAGGUUCUGACUACAGCCUGGCUCAGAGCAUGGGGAGAACCGUUAACACUGAGACAUCUGCGAGUCUGGAACCUCUUAUUAAUGAUUACAUGCCUGACAUCGCCCUCGGAGUGUCCUCUAUGACUCUGUCAGAGCACAGCAAGGCUCGGAACAUCCCUCAUCCUUUUCCCAGUAUGUCUUCUUUUAUUCCUCAAUACCCGGCCGGACCGUGCCCCAGUGGUAGGUACUCUUGCACUGAGCUGCCCAGCACAAGACAUGUCUCCAAACAGAAAGCUAAACCUCCGCCUAACUAUCCUGACCUUUAUGACACGUCCAGUCAUACAGAGACUUCUACAUCUAGCCAUUCCUCUCAGGCCAUUUACACAGGUCCAGACUUGUUCCCUCAGCACAGAGGGCCGCUAAACAGCUCAACUCUAUCACGUCUCCCUAGUGUCCCUGUGUCAGUUCAUGGCCCGGCCAGACCAGCUGACUCUCUUCAUUUGGAUGUAUUGGGUCAAAGGUUGGAUUUGGCUCAUGCAUCCUCUGGAGUACCCUCAGUAGAGGAAGUGCUUGUGCCCAGUGGGCGCUUACUAAAUGACUCAGACCUGACAUGUGGUCUUGGAUCAUCAGGAGCUGGUUCCGAGGGGCUCAGCUCGGUAUCAGGUGAUACAGGGGACACAAAGGAGCCAUCCAGAGGGGCCGGGAAUCACAGAAACAGUAGUGAAGAAACAGAAGUAAACAGGGAUCACAGGUCACCCAGUAGGCCAGAGUACCAGUAUAAGAAAUCUGCACUUUAA
Trichomycterus rosablanca is the source of this 3318-nucleotide messenger RNA. Its product is annotated as BTB/POZ domain-containing protein 7-like. The record is from RefSeq and is a predicted model, not a curated record. Gene Ontology annotation, biological process: morphogenesis of a branching epithelium. Lineage: Eukaryota; Metazoa; Chordata; Actinopteri; Siluriformes; Trichomycteridae. Gene Ontology annotation, molecular function: protein binding. The transcript is spliced from 10 exons. Bases 1 to 3318 code for a protein of 1105 amino acids.